AAAAAGGAGAAGAAACACAAGAAACAUCACGGUGAAACGUCGGAUGGCAAAGGCAAUGAUGAUUUUGUGCUGAAUUGCCUGCUGAAGUCGGCUGGAGUCCGUUGCGCCAUCAAACAUGAUGACCUGGUGGAGGACAAACCGUCGGAUUAUCUAAUCGAGAAGGAAGCCGCUGCUGCCGCCAACAAUGCAGCCAAAGCGAUCGGGAAAAGGUCUAACAGAUCCUUUGUUCGUGAGUUCCGAGCACUAUUUCCUCUGUCGUCGGCUGCUUCGUCAUCUUCGACAACGGCCACGGAACAUGCCCCUUUUUCUGGAAAAGAUAUCAAAGAUGAUCUUUUUGCUGCAAUACAUGCAAGAAAACGUAGAGCGAAUGAGGGCAAGGCAUCGGCAGUGAUCGUCAAAGACAAGUACGUGGCUAUGGCUGAAAAAAUUCGCGAUUUUCUUGUUACCUGUGGUGGAAGGGCCUACACCGAGAUGAUCUUUGACAAAUUCAAGGACGAAUAUAAGGAAGAAAUGCCGGAGCUCCGAGCAAUACUUAGAAAAUUAUGCAAUUUCGAUCAUCUCAAGAGAGAAUGCUCUUCUUUUGAGGGGUGGAUUCCCAAAGGUAACGGAGGAAGUACUGAAACUCCUCUUGAUCUGGCUGCUAUAAAUCGGGCCGAGAUUGGGAAUUCUACUAGUCCGAUGGAUUUCCUGAAGAUAAUCUGA
Messenger RNA from Cylicostephanus goldi, 702 nucleotides. The record is from the annotation of a GenBank genome assembly. NCBI's taxonomy places the organism in Eukaryota, Metazoa, Nematoda, Chromadorea, Rhabditida, Strongylidae.